GCAGGAAAGGUACCCGGAAGUCCCCGGGGGUGGCAGUCCCGCCUUGUGCGCGUUUCGGUGCCGGUCACGUGGGGACGGCGCGGUGACGUACCCGGCCCGGCUCGGCUCGGCUCAGCUCAGCUCAGCUCAGCAUGGCGGACGCGGCCUCGCAGGUGCUGCUGGGCUCCGGCCUCACCGCGCUCUCGCAGCCGCUCAUGUACGUCAAGGUGCUGGUGCAGGUGGGAUAUGAGCCGCUUCCUCCGACCCUGGGCAGGAAUAUGUUUGGGCGACAGGUUUACCAGCUGCCGGGGCUCUUUGCGUACGCUAAGCACAUUAUGAAGAUAGAUGGAAGAGCCGGACUCUUCAAAGGUUUGACUCCCAGACUCUGCUCGGGCGCCAUCGGCACCAUCGUGCACAGCCAGGUGUUACAGCGGUACCAGGAAGCUGACCAGGAGGAGGAGCCUGGGGCCAGCCUCAAGGAGCCCGUGUCCUCGCUGGAGCAGGUCAUCAAGGAGACCUCCCGAGAGAUGGUUGCUCGUUCUGCCGCGACACUCGUCACCCAUCCCUUCCACGUGAUCACGCUGAGAUGCAUGGUGCAGUUCAUUGGCAGGGAGACCAAGUACAGUGGCAUCUUCAGCCCCUUUGUCACCAUCUACCGGGAAGAGGGCAUCCUGGGCUUCUUUGCGGGGCUCGUUCCCCGGCUGCUGGGCGACGUGCUGUCGCUGUGGCUCUGUAACAUGCUGGCCUACCUCAUCAAUACCUAUGCACUGGAGAACGGGGUCUCCACCAUGAGCGAGAUGAAGAGCUACUCACAGGCUGUCACUGGAUUCUUCGCCAGUAUGCUGACGUACCCCUUUGUGCUCGUCUCCAACCUGAUGGCCAUUAACAACUGCGGGUGAGUGUCCCGCACGCUGUCCCGAGCCAG
This is a messenger RNA of Chrysemys picta bellii (western painted turtle), 904 nucleotides long. The record is from RefSeq and is a predicted model, not a curated record. Lineage: Eukaryota; Metazoa; Chordata; Testudines; Emydidae.